Vitis vinifera (wine grape) is the source of this 1751-nucleotide messenger RNA. Its product is annotated as glucan endo-1,3-beta-glucosidase 8. The transcript is spliced from 2 exons. The record is from RefSeq and is a predicted model, not a curated record. Gene Ontology annotation, cellular component: plasma membrane. The coding region runs from base 33 to 1478 and encodes 481 amino acids. Gene Ontology annotation, molecular function: hydrolase activity, hydrolyzing O-glycosyl compounds. Gene Ontology annotation, biological process: carbohydrate metabolic process. Lineage: Eukaryota; Viridiplantae; Streptophyta; Magnoliopsida; Vitales; Vitaceae.
AACCCCUGCGUACCCCUUUCUCCACCCAAACCAUGGCCCGAGCCGGGGCCUUCGUGUGGGCAUUUUUAUCUGUAGUAUUACUAGCCUUCAACACUAGCCAUGGUGAUGCUCUUGGGGUGAAUUGGGGCACACAGGCCUCCCACAUUCUCCAACCCAGCAUUGUGGUUCGCUUGCUCAAGGACAAUGGAAUCAACAAGGUUAAGCUUUUCGACGCCGAUUCAUGGACCGUCAAUGCCUUGGCUGGCAGUGGCAUUGAGGUCAUGGUUGGCAUCCCAAACAAGGACCUGCAACGAUACAAUAGCUACAAAAAGGCCAAGCACUGGGUUGAGAAGAACGUUACCAAGCAUCUGUAUGACGGGGGUGUCGAUAUUAGGUACGUGGCUGUGGGGAAUGAGCCAUUCCUGACAAGCUACAAUGGUUCAUUCCUGAAUACUACCUUCCCUGCAUUGUCGAACAUCCAAAAGGCUCUGGACGAGGCCGGCCAUGGCGACAAGAUAAAAGCCACAAUCCCCCUCAAUGCCGAUGUCUACGAGUCUGCCACCAACAAGCCAUCAGACGGACAGUUCCGUAAAGACAUAAAGGAUCUGAUGAUAAAAAUAGUGAAGUUGCUCCAUGAAAAGAAAUCCGCCUUCGUCGUCAACAUUUACCCCUUUCUCAGCCUCUACCAAAACCCUGAUUUUCCCUUGGACUUCGCCUUCUUUAAUGGAGGUGGGAAUCCAACAGAAGACAAGGGCGUCCAGUAUACCAAUGUGUUUGACGCAAACCACGACACUCUCGUUUGGGCCCUGAGAAAGGCCGGGGUUCCAGACCUGAAGAUCUUAGUGGGGGAGAUCGGAUGGCCGACUGACGGCGACAAGAACGCCAAUCUCAAAUUGGCUAGAAGAUUCUACGACGGGUUGCUGAAGAAACUCGCAGAUGGCAAGGGGACGCCGCUCCGCCCUGGGCGCUUGGACGUCUACCUAUUCGGCCUCAUCGACGAGAACAUGAAGAGCGUUGCACCGGGGAGCUUUGAGCGCCACUGGGGGAUCUUCUUCUUCGAUGGGAAGCCUAAAUUUCCCAUGGAUUUCUCCGGGAAAGGCCUGGACAAGUUUCUGGAACCUGCUAAGGGAGUUAUCUACUUGGAACCAAAGUGGUGUGUGUUGAAUAGGGACGCCGUCAAGAACAUGACGCAGGUGGAGCCUUUCGUGAACUACGCCUGCUCAAACUCAGACUGUACAAGCCUGGGAUAUGGGUCGUCCUGCAACAACUUGGAUCAGAAUGGCAACGUCUCAUAUGCCUUUAAUAUGUAUUUCCAAAUGCAGAAUCAGGAUGUGGAGGCCUGUAAUUUCAAUGGGAUGGGGAAGAUAACCACCAAGAAUGCUUCAACGGGGACCUGCCUUUUCCCAGUACAGAUGAUGAGCGCCGGUGAGAAGCUGAUCGGAUAUGGGGUUUCAGUGACUGGUUUUAUGGGAUUGGUGUUGUUUGGAUUGUUGUGGUAGGAGGAGAAGCAUGGAGACCAUUAAUGCUUUGUUUUUCCUCUUCUGAUGGGAGAGAUUUGGGGAGUAUGGGUAGAUUAAGAUUGGGUGGGAGGAAUGAGGAGCGAGGAUGAAUCGGAGGAAGGGGGAGUUGUAUGUGCCUCUAAGCUAGCUAGCUGCACUGUAAGACAUUCGAUGAAUGGCUUUUCCAUGCUGGUGUUGAUGGGGUUGGCAUAUUUGGCAAAUUUCUAACAUGAAAACAGGUCUUUUAAUCCAAUUUCAUGCUAUAUUUAAUUA